GUCAUCGCCCGACACCGUUCUACUCAAGUUCUUCGCUAUAUCGUGACAGUUCCGAAUCGAUUCGGUAUCAGUUUACGUUUGUUUUCCGCCGAUUGAACACACGGGUUCCCGGUCACCCUCCGCGCGCACGUUCCUUAACCAGAGUGAAUUGUAAGGUUUUGACCCUUCGUCGAGUGGUUCCUUGGUCCGCGUGUGCUGUGUAUAGAAACGGUGUGCAAUGAUGAACAAGGCGAUUAAGCUCAACACAGGAUUCAGUAUUCCAUUGAUUGGAUUUGGUACCUACCAAAUCCGCGGCAGCCAGUUGAUCUACGACUUGUUGGAUUACGCAUUGAAGGCAGGCUAUCGACACAUUGACACCGCCGUGUGCUAUCGUAACGAGGCGGACAUCGGAACCGCCCUGAAGACGUUGCUUCCAAAGUACAACCUCAAGCGGGAGGACAUUUUCAUUACGUCCAAGAUCAUCCCCCAGCUCAACCAGGGCGAGCACUUUGUGGAGGAGCUCGUGCUGAAGUCAUUGGCCAACUUACAAACGGAAUACAUUGACCUUUACCUCAUCCACUGGCCCGGCGUUAGCGGGCUCCAGGUGUCCCAUCCGGACAAUGUCAAGUACCGUCGGUGCACGUGGAACGUGCUGGCCAGGAUGCACCGCGAGGGCAAGUGUCGCUCGAUCGGGGUGUCCAACUACACGGUGCGCCACAUCCGGGAGCUGCUGGCCGAGUGCAAGGACGGGGUGCUACCGGCUGUGAAUCAGGUUGAGUGGCACCCGCAGCACUACCAGCCCGAACUGCUCGAGCUGUGCCGUGCCGAGGGAAUCUUCCUGCAGGCGUACUCCUCUCUGGGAACCUCCGGCAGUACCCAGCUGCGGGAACACCCUACGGUGGCCGACAUCGCCUCUCGCCUAGGUCGUUCUCCGGCCCAGAUUCUGCUCCGUUGGGCCGCCCAACAGGACGUGGGCAUCCUGCCGAAAGCGAGUUCGCAGGCGCGUAUUGAAGAGAACAUUGCGCUCGACUUUGAGAUCCCCAAGGAGGACACGAGCCUGCUGGACGAGCUGAGGAAAAGCAGCGGUGCGAAGAAGUACGCCUGGGAUCCGACCCCGGUCGUUUAGAAACGAAUCUGUUGUUGUUCUCACACGUCACGUGGUGCCUUUCGUUUGCAUUUUUUGUUUUAAAUCAUUCUUAUACAUUUUUGCUGAAAGCUUAUUUAAGUCGGUGUACUGUGUACGGUUUUAAGAAGUAGAACGAAAAUAUAAUUUUUAUUUUGCUAAAGCUAGAAA
Culex quinquefasciatus (southern house mosquito) is the source of this 1273-nucleotide messenger RNA. Its product is annotated as NADPH-dependent aldo-keto reductase, chloroplastic. Gene Ontology annotation, molecular function: oxidoreductase activity. Lineage: Eukaryota; Metazoa; Arthropoda; Insecta; Diptera; Culicidae. The record is from RefSeq and is a predicted model, not a curated record. Bases 218 to 1105 code for a protein of 295 amino acids. The transcript has 6 exons.